Molecule: messenger RNA, 2003 nt
Organism: Ricinus communis (castor bean)
Lineage: Eukaryota; Viridiplantae; Streptophyta; Magnoliopsida; Malpighiales; Euphorbiaceae
Product: protein ENDOSPERM DEFECTIVE 1
Exons: 6
Coding region: 166-1644 (492 amino acids)
Biological process (GO): centrosome cycle; spindle assembly
Cellular component (GO): centrosome; cytoplasm; nuclear microtubule
Molecular function (GO): microtubule binding
Source: RefSeq, a predicted model, not a curated record
UGGUAUACUUUUUGUUUUAUUGUUAUUAUUUUAAUUUUUUACUUCAGGCAAUCAGAUAGUCUGUAGUCGACUCUUCUCCGACUCGUGAGUAAGUAGUAGCGGCAGCGAUCUGAGAAUUGGAGUUUUAAUUGACUAGCCAAUUUGAUUUUGGAAAAAGAAAACAAAAUGAAUGAAUCGACGGUGGAAACUGGGGCAUCUGCCGUAAAUCUUCCUCUUCCUCCUCCUCCUCCCCCUCCUACUCAGAGACGGCCAAGGGUAAGGGAGGUGAGCUCUAGAUUUAUGUCUCCAUUGCCACCAUCUUCCACCACCACCUUAUCAUCCUUCUCCUCAUCCCCUCUUCCCACCAAUAAGCACCGCUCCAGCUCUGUGCAGAAGCAGAGACAAACGGAGCCUCUAUCCUGUACCGACGAGAACAGGGACUUGAUUCGCAGCCCACCACAACGGAAACGCUCUGUUAUGAAACUUUUCAAGGAGAACGGUGGGCCAUCAAUACGAUCACACAGGCCUGACACCCCCACUGUCACCACUUCCUCUAAAUUGCGAGUGAUCCAACAGCGCUCUACCCCCACCAUCUCAUCUGCUACAAAGCUCUUGCAAGAUUCCGGAAUGUCCGCUACCCAUUUGGAUAAUUCAAAUUUGAACGAAGUAUCACUAUCUGCAUCGCCAUUGUCUUCUUCUUCUUCUUGCGAUGCUCUUGACAAUAGUAAAAAUGAAGGCAACCACUUAGCCCGAAGCUCCUCCAUACAGAUUCUUCCUGAUAUUCGCUCUUCCAUGCCUGAGGCAUCCAGUAGACUGUUAAUAGAUAGAAACAUUAGUAAUAGGAAAAAUGAUUCGUCUAAGUUUUCUGCUUCUCCUUGCUCCCGCUCCCUUGAUUUUCCCCUAUCUGAUACUUGUGAACACUCUUUGAUCCAUUCCUUCAAAACUGUUGAUAAACCAGCCAUCAAGAAGAUUGCAGGGCUUCCUCUGCCUCCUGCCCAUGUCUCUAGAAAGGGAAGGAAAGUUCCCAGCCAUCAAGAGGAUGUACAGUCUUUGAGAUUGCUUCAUAAUCAUUAUCUGCAGUGGCGAUAUGCCAAUGCAAAAGCUGAGGUCUGUAUCAAAGCUCAGAGAAGAGAAACUGAGAGAACACUAUAUUCCCUCGGUCUCAAAAUAUCAGAACUAUAUGACUCGGUGAAACAAAAACGGAUUGAACAUAGCCUUCUACAAAGGAUAAAAGCUCUGUCAACAAUUCUUGAAGCUCAAAUGCCAUACCUAGAAGAAUGGUCAACUCUUGAAGAGGAUUAUUCAGUAUCUUUAACAGAAGCAAUUCAAGCUUUCAUGAACGUCUCACUUCGACUUCCAAUCAGUGGCAAUUUCAGAAGUGAUGUAAGGGAGUUAGGGGAGGCAUUGAACUCUGCUACGAAGUUGAUGGAAUCAAUAGUAAUCCAUAUUCAAGGCCUUAUGCCAAAGGCUGAAGAAAUGGAAUAUUUCAUUUCUGAACUAGCCAGAGUGAUUGGAGGAGAAAGAGCACUGAUAGAAGAAUGUGGGGAUCAGCUGUUUAUGACAUUUAGAUCACAGGUGGAGGAAUGCAGCAUACGUGGCCAGCUUAUUCAGCUGCAGCGACUGAUCAGUCACGGUCAACUCCAGCAAGAUGAGCUUAUCAGAUGACGGUUUCCCUCGAGGGAUUUUCUUUCUUUCUUUCUUUCUCCUUUUGAUCUUCCUCUACAUUUUAUAUUCCCUGUCAUGCAUGUAAAAUAAAGCUAUAUUGAUGAUGGCUAUAGCUUUCAUGAGAUGAGUUGAUUUGGGGAUCGAUUAAUGCUAAGAACCUUGCAUUGUACCAAAAGGUACAGCUGUGCUCAUGGAAUAACUCCAUAUGCGACUGAGAUUGGGCAGGAAUGCCUGGCGAUGUCUCUAAAGAUUGUACGUAAACUUCCUUAACGCGCCUAUGUCUGGUGCAAAUGACUCCGUUGAACUUCGCUGUUUCCAAGUUUACUUCUCCUAAUGGCUCCUCAACUUCCUUGUUUUUA